CCUUAUAGUAGAUCAUCACUGGAAUAUUGUAUAAUUUUCAGAGUUCACAAUUCACGGUUCUCCAAUGUCAUUCAAGCAACCCAACCUCCUGUUUACAGACAAAUGGGAUGGGAAAACCUGACCAGUGUCUCCGAGUUUUUCCUCCUGGGGCUCUCUGAGCAGCCAGAGCAGCAGGAAGUUCUCUUUGGGCUGUUCUUCUCCAUGUACCUGGUCACAGUAGCAGGCAACCUCCUCAUAAUCCUGGCCAUCAUAGCUGAUGCUCAACUUCACACCCCCAUGUACUUCUUCCUGGCCAACCUUUCCCUUGCAGACGCCUGCUUUGUGUCCACCACAGUCCCCAAGAUGCUGGCAAACAUAUGGAUCCAGAAUCAGGUCAUCUCCUAUGCAGGGUGUCUGUCACAACUGUAUUUUUUCAUGCUGUUUGUGAUGCUGGAGGCAUUUCUCUUGGCCGUCAUGGCCUAUGACCGCUAUGUGGCUAUAUGCCAACCACUCCAUUACAUCAUGGUGAUGAGUCCUGGGCUCUGUGUUCUCCUAGUGUCUGCAUCCUGGAUUACGAAUGCUCUGCACUCCCUCAUACACACCCUCCUGAUGAACAACCUGAACUUCUGUGCAGAUCAUGAAAUCCCACACUUCUUCUGUGACAUCAACCCCCUUCUGAGUCUGUCCUGCACAGACCCCUUCAUCAACGAGCUCGUGAUUUUCACUGUCGGGGGCCUUGCAGGCCUGGUUUGUGUGCUUUCCCUGAUUAUCUCUUACACUUACAUAUUCUCCACCAUCCUCAAGAUCCCCUCCACUCAGGGGAAGCGGAAGGCCUUUUCCACCUGCAGCUCACACCUCUCCGUAGUGUCUCUAUUCUUUGGGACUUCCUUCUGUGUUUAUUUCAGUCCCCCUUCAACCCGCUCAGCCUGGAAAGGCACAGUUGCAUCAGUAAUGUACACAGUGGUAACCCCAAUGCUGAAUCCCUUUAUCUACAGUCUAAGAAACAGAGACAUUAAGUAUUCUUUGAGGAAGCUCAUUUGGGAUAGGAAAAUCCAUUCUCCUUAG
This is a messenger RNA of Erinaceus europaeus (western European hedgehog), 1044 nucleotides long. Its product is annotated as olfactory receptor 1G1-like. Bases 103 to 1044 code for a protein of 313 amino acids. Lineage: Eukaryota; Metazoa; Chordata; Mammalia; Eulipotyphla; Erinaceidae. Gene Ontology annotation, molecular function: G protein-coupled receptor activity; olfactory receptor activity. Gene Ontology annotation, cellular component: membrane. The record is from RefSeq and is a predicted model, not a curated record. Gene Ontology annotation, biological process: G protein-coupled receptor signaling pathway. The transcript has a single exon.